Molecule: messenger RNA, 1887 nt
Organism: Medicago truncatula (barrel medic)
Lineage: Eukaryota; Viridiplantae; Streptophyta; Magnoliopsida; Fabales; Fabaceae
Product: LEAF RUST 10 DISEASE-RESISTANCE proteinUS RECEPTOR-LIKE PROTEIN KINASE-like 2.1
Exons: 3
Coding region: 1-1887 (628 amino acids)
Biological process (GO): protein phosphorylation
Molecular function (GO): ATP binding; protein kinase activity; protein binding
Source: RefSeq, a predicted model, not a curated record
AUGUUCAACCUGUUACCAAGUUUGGAUAGAGUUGUGCUUUCCCACAACAACAAUUUGAGUGGAUUACUUCCCCUCUCGCUUGGUAACUCUAAUGUGACGUGUUUACGGCUCAACAACCAAGGGGUAGAUGAUGGGUUUUCGGGUAGCAUUACCAUCAUAGCAUCAAUGAGGUUAUUAUCUCAAGCUUGGCUUAACGGCAACCACCUAUCAGAUUCUAUUCCUGCCAGCUUUGCUUCAACUAAGUUAUCUGAUCUGCAGCUUCGGUCAAAUUACUUGACUGGUUUGGUUCCACGUUCCCUAUUCAAUCUCAUUAGCUUGAAGGAGAUCUCCUUGGAUUAUAAUUUAUUAGAAGGGCCAGUACCUAUGUUUGACAAGCAUAUUAAAGCAACCUGGGAAUCCAAUAAUUUUUGCCGGAGUGAUGUGGGACCCAGUGAUCCCCAGGUCACGAUCUUUUUUGUGAUUUUUGAGUCUUUUGGAAUUUCCGGGAAUCCGCUUUUGUUAGGAGGCAAUGAUGUUUGUACCAACGUUACGACACUUAUCAAGUGUCAAAGAGGGAAAGUUGUCAGUCUGGAUUUGGCUUUGGGGAUUCAAUAUCAACUGGUUUUAAACGGAACAAUCUCUCCUGCAUUUUCAAAUUUGACUAGUUUAGUCAACUUAAAUCUGUCUGGGAAUAAUUUGACUAGUCCAAUACCAGAAAUUCUAACAACUUUGCCUCAUCUUAAGCUUCUAGAUGUUUCAAACAAUAAUCUCUCAGGACCCAUUCCAAAAUUUCCCUCCAAGGUCAAGAAGAUGUAUCCUACGUUGAUACAAAGGGGGAUGUUCAAAGAAACAGUAAACCCAAAUAAACUUAAAGUGGAAGAUUUCAAUGAAAGAUGUAAUUUGUCGCCAAUUAAGCAAUAUAGUUAUGCUGAUGUGCAAAAAAUGACGAAUUCCUUUAAAGAGAAACUAGGAGAAGGAGGAUUUGCUGUUGUCUACAAAGCAAGCUUACCAGAUGGUCGUCCAGUAGCUGUGAAGAUAAUAAAUGAUGGAAAGGCAGAUGGACAAGAUUUUAUGAAUGAACUAGACAGUAUUAGUAGAACCGCCCAUGUGAACAUUGUGUCACUUUUGGGGUUUUGCUGCGAGCACAAAAUAGCACUCAUUUAUGAAUUCAUGACCAAAGGAUCUUUGGAUAAAUUCAUAAUGAACACUGGACUUCCUGAUGGUAUAUGCAGUUUGGAUAGGAACACCAUGUGUAAAAUUGCAAUAGGCAUCGCUAAGGGACUGGACUACUUGCAUCAAGGAUGUGCUUCGAGGAUUGUGCAUCUGGAUAUCAAGCCCCACAACAUUCUGCUGGAUGAUGAUUUUUGCCCAAAAAUCGCUGAUUUUGGACUGGCGAAAAUCUGCCAAAAGAAUGUUAGUGCUAUGUCUGGUGUAGGAGGGACUAGAGGUUAUAUGGCGCCAGAAAUAUUUGAUAAGCACAAAGUUUCUGAAAAAUCUGAUAUAUAUAGUUAUGGAAUGUUGAUUAUUGACAUGAUUGGAAGAAGAUACAAUAACAACGCUGGUGGUUCAGAUAAUUCUGAAUACUUUCCAGACUGGAUCUAUAAUGAUCUUCAACAAGGUAACAACCUUGUGAAUUCUUUUGAAAUUUCAGAGGAAGAGAAUGAUAUAAUACGAAAGAUUACUAUGGUGUGUCUAUGGUGCAUUCAGUUUAAAGCGUCAGAUAGACCAUCUAGUGGUAAAGUAGUUCAAAUGUUACAAGGAUCACUUGAGUCAAUACCAUUUCCUCGCAAACCUUCCCUAUACUCUCAAGAAGUCCCAUCUUUUCCCUCACCAUCUUCAAGCAGUUUUAUAGAUUCAAAAUCAGCAAGCUUGCUGAAGACUGGCUCUAUAAAAUCAGACAGUUAUUAA